Neltuma alba is the source of this 1477-nucleotide messenger RNA. Its product is annotated as GDSL esterase/lipase At1g28600-like. The record is from RefSeq and is a predicted model, not a curated record. The coding region runs from base 326 to 1327 and encodes 333 amino acids. Gene Ontology annotation, molecular function: hydrolase activity, acting on ester bonds. The transcript is spliced from 5 exons. Lineage: Eukaryota; Viridiplantae; Streptophyta; Magnoliopsida; Fabales; Fabaceae.
CACCGUACUCUUCGCCAUUAGCUUAUUCAUAUAGUAUUUACUCCCCUGGCACAUAUAUUAUUUUAGGGUCCCCCGUUUCGUAUUUUGGCACUGCAUUUGUGUUUACUCCUGCAAUGGCUCAUUCUGAUUCAUCUUUUCCACUUAGGUCUCUGCGACAACGAAGGACUGUGUCGUUGCUAAUAAUAUAUGGAUCUGCAUUGUUGUUAUUAGUAUCAGUGAUUCCCACCACAGAAGGACGAAGCUUCACAUCUAUCUUCGGCUUUGGAGACUCCAUUGCUGAUACUGGAAACUUGUAUUUCAGCUCCCAACCACCACCGUCCCAUAAAUGCUUCCGGCAUCCCUACGGCAAAACCUUCUUUGGCCAUCCCGUCGGGAGGUGCUCCGACGGCCGUCUAAUCAUCGUUUCAUUGCUGAGUCCUUGGAGAUUCCAUGGGUGAAACCAUAUCUGGGAAUCAAGAAUGGCCAAGUGAAGAAUUGGAACAAAGAGGAAGAGGGAGUGAAUUUUGCAGUUGCAGGAGCAACGGCUUUGGAUCAAAGUUUCUUUCAAGAGAGAGGAAUUACUGUUCCAACCAAUGAUUCCCUCACAGUUCAAUUGGGUUGGUUCAAGGAGUUGUUGCCUUCUCUCUGUAAUUCUUCCUCAAGUUGCAAGAAAGUCUUAGGAAAAUCAUUAUUCCUUGUGGGAGAAAUAGGAGGGAAUGACUUUAAUCAUCCUUUUGCUUUAAGAAUGAAGCUGUCUGAGGUGGAAGUCUACGUGGGCCCAGUGAUUAGUGUGAUAUCUUCAACAAUCAAGGAGUUGAUACAUCUAGGAGCUCAAACGCUUAUUGUUCCUGGAAAUUUUCCAAUUGGGUGCAGUGCAUCCUACUUAACAAGGUUUCAGAGCAAUCAUAAGAAUGACUAUGACAAAGCAGGUUGUUUGGUUUGGUUAAACAAGUUUGUAGCGUUUUACAACAAGAGGCUCCAAUCUGAAGUGAAUCGCCUUCAACAGCUUUAUCCUCAUGCCAAUAUCAUUUAUGCUGAUUACUACAACGCUGCAGUGCCACUCUAUCAUUCUCCCAGCAAAUUUGGUUUUACAAGUCUGAAAGCUUGUUGUGGAAUUGGAGGUGCAUACAAUUUCAAAACUUCAAUAGUAUGCGGAGAUGAAGGAGUAAAAGCUUGUGAGGAUCCUUCUAAGUACAUAAGCUGGGAUGGUGUUCAUUUGACUGAAGCCGCAUAUAGAUUCAUCGCCAAAGCUUUAGUAAAUGGACUCCUGACUACUCCUAAAUUUGAUGCCUUGCACUUCAACAAUCAUAUCACUACUGGUUCUUCCUAUAUGGAUCAAUCUGCUUAGUUUUUGACUACCUUGUAAGGCUAAAUACUCUUGGGUGACCAAUAGUGAAGUGGUGCCGUUGGGAAAGGGUGCAAAAAACCCCAUUGGGGAGUGAAUUCACUUAGCUCUUUGUAUUUUAAAUGCUUAUAUAUAUAUAUAUAUAUAUAUAUA